Lolium perenne is the source of this 661-nucleotide messenger RNA. RefSeq names its product chemocyanin. The record is from RefSeq and is a predicted model, not a curated record. Gene Ontology annotation, molecular function: electron transfer activity. NCBI's taxonomy places the organism in Eukaryota, Viridiplantae, Streptophyta, Magnoliopsida, Poales, Poaceae. Gene Ontology annotation, cellular component: plasma membrane.
UGUGUCCACAGAAAAACCCAACGGAACUAAAUUUCAGUCACGCAGAGAAGCAGCGAGAGAGUGAUGGCUAUGGCUCAGGGAAGAGGCAGUGCGACGCAGGGCCUCGCCCUCGGCCUGCUCGUCGUGUGCCUCUUCCUCGGCGCCGACGUCGCCGGCGCCGCCACCUACAACGUCGACUGGUCGUUCGCCGCGGACAGCUGGUCCGGCGGCAAGAGCUUCCGCGCCGGCGACGUACUCGUGUUCAACUACAACCCGUCAGUGCACAACGUGGUGGCGGUGGACGCCGGCGGCUACAGCAGCUGCCAGGGCUCCGGUCCGACGUACAGCUCCGGCAGCGACCACGUCACGCUCGGCGCCGGGACGAGCUACUUCAUCUGCAGCCUCCGGGGCCACUGCGGACAAGGGAUGAAGAUGGCCGUCAAUGCAAACUGAAGAUGAGCUGCACCAAUAAAGUGUUGUGGAUGGAACCCACUGACUUCUGUGUGAUGGUGUAGGCUCCGUGUGUGAUGUACGUAGGAGUAUGUUAAGUUGCGAGUAUGAAAAUGAUACGACCGUACAGCAGCUCAUGUGUUAUGUAUGUAUGAGAGUGGUAGGUGACGCAUGGUGUGUGUAUGAAUGAUCGCCGCAUUGUCAGUAAAGAACCUCGGAUUGACUUGUGCAA